AUGCCUGUGCAGGGCAUGCGGCGACCAGAGGAGGUUGUCGACAUGAGCCUCGCGCUGCCGCUUCCAUCGCCAGCGGCUUUUUCUCGACGACGCCCUUUCCCGUCGCGCCUUAAGGCCUCCGACAACUUGUUCGGCGAGCUGGAGCUUGGACUCGGCGAGCUAGGCGGACUUGACCUCGGCAGCCUCGGCGACCUCAAUCUCAACCUCGGCAACCUCGAUGAGCUCACUGACCUCGACAACCUCGACCUGUCUGCUCUGGACAACGUCGAGCCUUCUCCGAUUUCGCUGGAGGAGUGCUUUCCCGAGGCCGAGUGGUACUCGUCAGCCUCGCAGUCGGUCUCGCCGUCGGCCUCUUUGUCGCCCGCCCCGUUGUCGCCCGCCCCGUUGUCGCCCGCCCCGUUGUCGCCCGCCCCGUUGUCGCCCGCCCCGUUGACGCCCGGAUUUGUGUGUGCGACAGUCGGUGACGCCGAGGCCCAGGCUUUUGCCGAGCUAGCAGGCGAGCUGCAGACCGUGCUCACAGUUGUGAGAUGGAGCCACCUUUGCCCGACGCGGCUGCUAGCACGCGUGGACGCAGACCUGUCGCUGCUGCUGCCGUAUGCCGAGUGCUCGUCGCCAGGCCAGAUGGCUGCGAUGAAGCACGGAAUGGCCGAGGCUGCACAGGUGAUGGCUGAAGUGGCGGCGGACGCGCCGACCGGCACGUCGCUGGCAAAGCUCAUUGUGGCGAUCCGGGCUCGGUUUGUCGAGCCGUACUCGCUCCAGCGCGGGCGUGACCUGUGGGCAAUCACCUUUCCGGGCGCCAAGAACUCGUUUGAGGGCUCGUGGGCCGGCGUGCUCCUCCCGCAGGGCGCAACGGUCUACGCUUCGCUCGUCGGGCACAUGGUUGUCCUUGCAGCGGCGAUCGAGGCCGAACGGCCAAAGGCAGCGGCAACCAAGGCGACGCUGCGCAAGGUGUUUGCCACCGCCGCGCCGGCCGUUGCUAAUGGCCUCUUCCGGUUCGCAGCACACCUCUGGGGCCGCGGUCAGGCCAAUGCCAUUGUCGAGCGCUACGUCAAGGCCGCCGUCCCAUCGGGCGACGGCUCGGCCAGCUCGGCCAUCUUUGCUGCGCGGCGCAAUCUCAAGGCCACCAUCCAGCCCAUCGUCCGCGCCGCGCUAUCUGCGUGUGCGCGCCGCUGCACCUGCAGCUCUCUCGACACGUUUGCCUCGGCAAGCACGUCCCACAAGCGCCGGCGCACCCCGACGCUCCUUGACUGCGAGCCAGAGGUUCGCCCAGUCAAGCGGCUCAAGCCGCUCACCCCCUGUAUCGACUUGGCGGCGCCGGCACCCACACCGCGGUGGGCGCCCGUCAAGAUCUACACCCAUUAG
This is a messenger RNA of Thecamonas trahens ATCC 50062, 1362 nucleotides long. RefSeq lists its product as uncharacterized. The record is from RefSeq and is a predicted model, not a curated record. NCBI's taxonomy places the organism in Eukaryota, Apusomonadida, Apusomonadidae. Bases 1 to 1362 code for a protein of 453 amino acids. The transcript has 2 exons.